ACAGCUGAUUGUAUCGGAGGUAGCGAGGGGCAGCAGUUAGUGUGAGCGAGGGAGUGAACACUACCUGUGACCCCCCUAGAGUUCCAUAGUGUCAUUCGGGACCUGCUAGAGUUCCUUAGUGUUACGACGACACCAGACAGUGAUCACCAAAAUGAAGUGCCACUGUCUAGUGUUGUGGGCAGCGGUGUUGACAUGGGCCACUAUGGUGGGCGGCAGCACCUCGCCAGGGGAAGGAUACAACCUCAGGAUGACGCAGGAGGAACGGGAGAAGGUGCUGGACAGGAUGCACGCCGAGAUGGUGGGGGUUGAACCUCCGUGUGUCCCUCCCCAUAACACUCCUAUUAAUCCAGUCAUGCCGAUGAUGCCAAACGCGUUCUCCACCAGGGUAGAGGUCGCUUUUCAGGAGGACAAUAGGAAAAAGGUCAUAUUCGGCUAUGAGAGCUUUGACAACAUCUUGAACAGUGGUGUCCUCUCCUACGAGCUAACUGAAGGAGUGAUUGCUGAUAGACCCUAUUUGGAGGAAGAGAUAAUCCACUACGAUGUACCAAAGGGCGAAUGUCUCACUAUCCUCACUGACACUGCUUGUGAAGACACAAGUGAUGGUAACUGUGAUCCAAAGAAGAUUUGCAAGGCACAAACUAUCCUUGGGCUAAAAGAGGAGAUGAGAUUCCUUUUCGGGUUGGGAGAGAAAAUUGGGGAUGGCGGAUACUACGGAACGGUGGGUGUCAUGAACUGGGCCUACCAGUACCAGUACCAGUACCUUGGCACACAGGACUGCCGGGGUAUGAUAUGCGACAAGUUUGACAUCUGCAUCUCCAAUCCCAACGGUGGCACAGUCCACAUCGUCUACUACUGGUCAAGUACUGACUGGCACGUGGCUAGUGAUGAACCACCAGUGCCAGUGGCUGUGGAGAUCACCUCUGACGCCAAGAUGAGUCCAUUGGUCACCCGCCGGGUAAUGCAGCGCUUCGACUUCUACGAGUUUAUGAGAGAAUUUAGACCAAGUCCUGAGGAGCUGGCACCGCCACCAGAUGUGUACUGCAUGAACCGCAAAACAUCAGAAGAACCCCCUGAAGUGCCACUCUACUUCUCCUACAGCUCAGAGGCAGUGGUUGGGUUCGAAUUUUCCUUUCCUGUGGGUGACAAUGACACAGUGAACAUCCAGUUCACCUCCAUCAUCACCCAGAGUGAGAGCUAUGAUUGGGAGGCCAAGAUUGCACUGGCUGACUACAUUCCUUGGUACAUCUUCGGGGAUGAGUAUCGCUAUGAUCACCUCACAAGGCGUAUCCAAGACUUCAAUCAAGAUCUAGAGUACUACAUUGAGACAAACCUGGACAAGCAAUGCCGUUACGGCCCUAUGGACAACAACACCGACGGGGGGAACAUAAUAAUAAACAAGGAUGGAUCCAUUGGCUUAAUGCCUCCCUGGUUGUUUAAGGACCUUGAUGAACCAAUGCAGUAUAAUGGAAUUCAUGUGACCCGAGGUUUAUUAUCUGAUGUGUGGGUUGGAAUGAAAAAAAUUCCUAAAACCAUCUUUGAAGAAGACUUUGUCUGGUAUUACGCCUCUCCCUUCGUGUCGGAUGAUGAAUCAGUUGAAAAUCUGUCACGUGAACUGAAGUGGCACCUGAGGAAGAAUCGUAGGAGGGACAUGAGAGAGAGCAUAAAGGAAGAGUUAAAGUCGAGUAAGAAGAGUAAUAGUUUGGGGAACGGAAAUGAUGCACCAUCACUACAAUCACUGGACAAGGUUCCCAUAAGGAUGGAGAGAUACUUAAAUAUUAUGGCGGGUUUCCCACAUCUAAUCUACAACAUGUUUGACUACCAGUCAGAGCCACCCUUGACCCACACCUUUGAUAUUUCGCCUUGUUACAAUGUUUCUCAGAAGCGUGACUUCAUCGUGGACCUGCCAGGUAACACUUUGGUCAAGGUGACAAACCUGCGGGACAAGUUACUUUACUCUUCCCAGCAUGCCAUGGCAUUAAUGGGCAUUUUAUCACCACUUCGGAUCAACAGGAUGGUGCUGGAGGAACGACAAGACUCUAUACGGCUCCUGUUUACUGUCCUGGACAUAGCCUUGGCAGCUGCCAGUGCUACUGGAGCCUUCAAGGAAAACAACAUGAACACUGCUGUCAACCUGAUCAGGAAUGCCAUUAACACUAAUGAACUGGUGAUCACUGUAGAACUGGUAAAGCCUCCAGAAGGGAUAGAAGGACCAUUAUUCGUAACGGUGGUGCCAAUCGCUGGGUCCAUGCAGGAGGUGCAUCGAGGAGAGAAUAAUGACUACAGCUACACAUUAGAUAAGGGAUACCAUUCAGGCGACAUGGCGGGAUUGGCCAUAGGCAUGCUGAUGGUGGGGGCUCUGGUUGGGGUAAUCAUCAACAUGGUGAUUCAGCGGGGGAAUGCAACUCCAGGCGGCCUUCCUCGGGUCAGCAUGGCACGCAAGAACCGUCCCACUUCCGACAAUACCAUCGCUAUUAAUGGUAACCUUACUGGCUCUGAAAUUUAGAUCACAAUAAUUCAAAUGGAUCAGAUUUAUGAGGUGUAAAAGCUUUAAGACUCUACAAUAUAUAAUAGUGGAGAUUUACAAGUGAGAAUCAAACUAAUAUCCUUAAACAUGAGAUUGUGGUAAAAAAUCUUUGAUACAGAGGCUUUAAUUUAGUGUUUGGAAAUCUGAGUGUGAAUUCCAUUAUUUUUAGAAUAUGAGGUCACUCUGGGAUAUAGGAAUUGAAAGCUUAAAUUUUAGAUGAAUGAGUAAAAUUUGUCUUGUAUUAAAGAAACAACUGUGAUCACUCUGAAUGUUAAGAUCUAUGAGUAUAACCAAUGAAAUACUCUACUGUACUUUACAUUCCUCAACAUGACCAUUUCAUUGUUUUUGUACUUAUAAUAACCUCCAUUUUUCUGGUGUUCAGAAUGUAUGUUAAUUUUUAUACAGGUAGUAUAAUAAGCAUAUAUUAUGAAUACUGUAUAUAGGUACAAAAUUAAGUCACCCUCUUGACUUAAGCCAAAGAUGCAACAACAGAACAGCUAUUAUAAAUUAUCAGGGACAUCUUUUCAGGCGUGAAAGAUGCAAGUCUUGUGACUUUUAUGAUAGCAUUUUAAGUGAAUAAAAGAUGUAGUUUAAAAAUGUU
Homarus americanus (American lobster) is the source of this 3125-nucleotide messenger RNA. RefSeq lists its product as uncharacterized. Lineage: Eukaryota; Metazoa; Arthropoda; Malacostraca; Decapoda; Nephropidae. The record is from RefSeq and is a predicted model, not a curated record. The transcript has 16 exons. The coding region runs from base 152 to 2503 and encodes 783 amino acids.